Messenger RNA from Felis catus (domestic cat), 1563 nucleotides. RefSeq names its product nucleolar protein 3 (gene NOL3). Lineage: Eukaryota; Metazoa; Chordata; Mammalia; Carnivora; Felidae. The record is from RefSeq and is a predicted model, not a curated record. Gene Ontology annotation, biological process: negative regulation of intrinsic apoptotic signaling pathway; negative regulation of extrinsic apoptotic signaling pathway; negative regulation of release of cytochrome c from mitochondria. Gene Ontology annotation, molecular function: death effector domain binding; caspase binding; death receptor binding. Gene Ontology annotation, cellular component: mitochondrion. The coding region runs from base 815 to 1420 and encodes 201 amino acids. The transcript has 5 exons.
UAGUGGAACCCCUGGAGAGUGGAGGUUAGCUCCACUCCCUGCUUAGCUCCCACCCUCUGGCCUCAUUCAGGGCUAGCAUGUGGCCACUGCAACCUCCAGAACUCAGGGGCUUUUGGGGUCACAUCCAACCUUCUAAUGCAUCUGCUCUGUGAUCGUGGGUAAGCUGGUCCCCUUCUCUGAGCCUUAUCUGCGACAAGCAGAGAGAAUUCAAGAAGAUGGAUGUAAAGCAUCUGGUAAUUGCCAGGCCAAGAGACUGGGCGCUGGAUAUUUGGGGCCGCAGGCCGAACCACCCGCUCGCUGACUCAGCCGAUGCACCCUGGGUGGAGAGGGAAAACGGACUACGUGUGUGAGCCCAGGCGGUGCUCGGCCUUUGCGGCCUGCUUCCCGGUGUCCUAAGAAGAACGCCCCCCUCUUCUCCACCCCUUCCCAGUUCCCGGCAGCCCUGGCCGCCCCGCCCCCUCAGCAGCUGCUGCUCCCACCCCCUCCCUGCCUAGCCCGUUCUGCCUCGUCAUCUACUGCCCCGCGGAGGCUCAACUCUUGAGUGGGGCCGCCCGGAACGCACAGAACCGGGAGCCCUCCCCCACCCCCCUCCCCCCCGGCACCUGGCUGGAGGAGGGAAGAGAAACUGAUUGGGCAGGAUCUGCGCCCCCUCAUCACCAGCCGCGCUCGAAGGAGCGUUAAGAGCCUGCGCAGCGAGGUGGGAAGGAGACCCAGACCCCUCUGGAUGCGUGGCACCUGUAACCUCCUGAAGCUCCGGGAAGAAUUUGGUCUGUGACCCUUGAAGGACUAGCCACGACAAAACUUUGCCCCCACCAUGGGCAAUGCGCAGGAGCGGCCCUCAGAGACGAUCGAUCGCGAGCGGAAACGCCUAGUGGAGACGCUGCAGGACGACUCCGGGCUGCUGCUGGAUGCACUGCUGGCGCGCGGCGUGCUCACCGGGCCUGAGUAUGAGGCGUUGGACGCGCUGCCUGAUGCCGAGCGCAGGGUGCGUCGCCUGCUGCUGCUGGUACAAAGCAAGGGCGAGGCCGCCUGCCAGGAGCUGCUGCACUGCGCCCAGCGUACUACGCGCGCGCCAGACCCGGCCUGGGACUGGCAGCACGUGGGCACUGGCUACCGGGAACGCAGCUACGACUCUCCAUGCCCUGGCCACUGGACGCCUGAGGCACCUGACUUGAGGACCGCUUGCCCCGAAACGCCCAGAGCUUCAGACUGCGACGAGGCUGGGGUUUCAGGGGGCUCGGAGGCAGUAUCCGGAACCCUCGAGGAACUCGAUCCGGAAGUGGAAGCUGAAGUCUCUGAAGGGGCUGAGCCAGAGUUGGAACCCCAAAUAGAUCCGGAACCAGAGCCAGCACCUGAACUGGAGCCAGAGCCAGAGCCAGAGCCCGACUUUGAGGCGGGUGACGAGUCUGAAGAUUCCUGAAUGUCAGCGUGCUGAUAGGCUGCUGCUCUCUGCCCAAAGCAGACAGGACCUGGGAUCCUGCUCUGGCAUUGGGGAGGAUGCCACCAAGUCUCCACCUGACCCAGUACCACUGGAAGUGAAUAAACUCCGGUGGGUCACCUUGG